AUGUCUUUUGCGGGGCUGUUUGCGCGAGGAGCGAUCGCGGGGGCGGCGCUUCUGGCUGCUCUCGGCGUGCUCCGAGAGCUCACGCCCCUGGCCGACGUCGGCAUGAGCUACAUGUACCCGAAUUACACCAACAUGGAAGGCUUCUGUCCAGACGUUCCACGGGGGCCCGCGGGCGGAUACGCCAUGUGGAGGUACCACGAAAUGCAGCUGGGUCUGGACACCUUGCUCGAUGGUCUCCCUGUGAUGCCCGGCCUCUUCAUUCCGGGCAACGCUGGCGACGAGAAGCAGGUGCGUUCGAUAGCGUCGCACUCCGACACCGUGCUGGCGGACAUGGUCCGGUCCGGGGAGUGCGGUCCGUCUGACAAGAAAGGGUCGGCCAAGUCAGACUUCCAGUGCGUCAGGAUCGCCUGGCACGCGCUGUCGACGAACGAGGAGCUCUCCGCGUUCGACUCGCGCGUGCUCAAGCGCCACGCGGCGCUGGCGAGGAGAGCGCUGUCCUGUCUGACCGAGAUGUACUGCCUGGAUGGCCGAGAGGUCCCCGGGGGGGUCCUGGACGUGGACUGCCCCGCGGGCCCGCGCAAGAUCGUGCUUGCCGGCCACUCGAUGGGCGGCGUGAUCGUGCAGAUGCUGCUCGCCGAGGCGCAGCGAGCCGGUGGGGGGAGCGCCGCCCCGCUGCCUGCAUCUGCUGUCAGCGCAGUGCUGCUGCUGUCGGCGCCGAACGCAUCGCCUCCUCUCGGGCUGCAGCCGUCGAUGUGGGACACGUACGGGGACAUCGCGAGCGGGGCCGCGCUGUCGCUGGCGCAGGCAGGGGGGGUGUCGCUGUCAGGGGGCUCUCUCGACUGGAUGGUGCGACCGAGAGCCACACGCCUGCCGAGCGCGCCGGCGGCGAUCGUCCACGUGGAUACGCGCGCCAUGCCGGGCGUCUGGGCCAGCGUCGGGCACCAGCAGAUCGUGUGGGCACAACAGCUGUGCGAGAGGCUGGCUCGCGGCCUGCUCCGCGCAGUCGCCGGCCACGGCGCCCGGGCCUUCUCUAAUCUACGUGCGAGCUCCGCGUCUGCGCUGGCUUCGUGCGCUGGCGAGAGGGCGGCACAGAAGAGCGCUGCAGCUGCGCAGCACACGUCGUCGUCGCUCCGCGUGACCAUGCGGGCGAGGCCCGGCGAGAGACGAUCCGGUGCGAUGGAGUGGGAUGUAGGCAAGAUGCGCGAGCGGCUCGGGGCCGGCGAUGAGCUGUCCGUGCUGGUGACGGCGACAGGUUUGGAGCCAUGCCUCGACUUCGUUGUCGAGGUAGGCACGGCGGGGUGGGGGUUCCAGGACGUGACGCGCGAGGCCGUGUCCGUGCCGCCGGCGUGGUCGACGAGCGUCGCGGAGAAGCAGCGCGCGCAGGACGCCACGAAGGCCGAUUGGACGCGCCACCGCAUCACGGGGGGUGUCGGGUGGCGCGAGGGGAUGUUCGCACGGGGCAAGCAGGCGCCGCCUGGCUCGCUCGCCGUCGUCCUCGGCCGCAGCCUUCUCGCGAACGCGUCGCGGGUGCGCGUCGUGCCCAUGCACGUGGACGAAUGGGAGGUGGGGGGGGAGCUCGUCGUGCAGUGGUCGGUGCCGAGUGCCCUGCGCGUCCUCCCACGCAGCGCGGCGUUCAGCUUCGGCGCUCCCUCGGACCUCGUGCCCGAGAGGCACGCGAUCCCGGGCGGAGUCGGGGGCGUUCACGUCCUGACAGGGGGAGGGGGAGAAUUGUGGGGGCGUCUCAACGCGGCGCGGCUGCUCCUGCGCGCGCGGCGGAUCGUCGUGGCGGUGCCCGAGGACGCCACGUGUCACGCACCAUACGUCAUCGCGGGGGGCGGCGCUGCGGCCUCUGGGCCUCUCGCGCUGCGUCUGACGCCGCACUUCGAUGCCCUACAGGUCGCGCUGCAGGUCUCGCGGCGCGCGCUCGGCGUGCUCGACGAGGCGCUGACGGCCGUGGGAGUCCCGACAGCGGUCGUUCAGAGGCACGUGGGCGCGUGGGUGCGUGGGACAAGCGAGGCGGAGCAUGCGUCGUGGCUGCAGGCCGCGGCGCUGCGUCCCGGCGGGGGGCUGUACUCGCUCCCGCUGAUCGACGUCGAAGAGACGAUGGCGUCGAUGAUGCAGCGUGCGGAUGCGAGAGACCCGCACAUUCUGCUCGUGACGGACGGCGCGGAGGGCUGCAAAGCAACACCGGCAAUUGCGUGGGACCCCGUUGGGGCCCUCGCCGCGUUCGUCCUGGACCACCCCGCCUUCUUCGUCGCAGUAUUCGGGUGCGGGUGCUGGCUGGGUCUCCUGCGCGGCACGUUCAGCGCGGGCGGGGGCAUCGGGGGUCUCCCAAGCCUGCGCGCGGGGGGGGUGUUUGCCAGCGCGUUCGCGCACCCCUCCGUGGCGCUCCUCCUCGGAACGAUCGCCAUCUGGCCGCGGUGCCGCUCCGACAUGUUCGUGCAGCGGCCGAUGGCGCGGGCGCUGCGCACGGCGCAAGUCUGGGCGCUGGGCGUCACGGCGCCGUCCCUGGUGGCGGUCGUGCGCGCGCGGGAGCUGUCGGUGGUGCCGUGGCGGGACGCGUGGGGCCCGGGGCUGCUCGCAGCGUCCGCGGUGUCCCUGGCGACGGGUCGCGUGGACAGGGGCCCGGGGCAUUCCGUGGGGUUGGUGCUGUGCGCUGCAGGGCUGUCGCUGGCCUGGCUGGCUUACGACGCCAUCGACGGAGGCGCGCUCCCGCACGAGAGCCCCGCGGGCGUCCUCGACAGCAUUGCGCUGCUCGCAGCAACGGUGCCGCUGGGCGCCCUAAUUCGGGGCUGGUGA
Pedinophyceae sp. YPF-701 is the source of this 2799-nucleotide messenger RNA. The record is from the annotation of a GenBank genome assembly. NCBI's taxonomy places the organism in Eukaryota, Viridiplantae, Chlorophyta, Pedinophyceae.